Gopherus evgoodei (Goodes thornscrub tortoise) is the source of this 780-nucleotide messenger RNA. RefSeq lists its product as uncharacterized. The coding region runs from base 1 to 780 and encodes 259 amino acids. NCBI's taxonomy places the organism in Eukaryota, Metazoa, Chordata, Testudines, Testudinidae. The record is from RefSeq and is a predicted model, not a curated record. The transcript is spliced from 6 exons.
AUGUACUGUCCAAAUGGAGAUGAGGCACCAGUAGUAUUUAUCUUGGUGAAGCCAGUUGAGGCAGAUGAAUUGUUUUCUCUCACUAUAAACAUAAAGGUGUCCUCAUCUCCAGACAUGAGGCGAGCUGCAACCUACACCUACCCUAUGUACUGUAGAUAUACUCCUUGGGCUCCGAGAGAAAUUGUAUGUGAAGAAAACUAUAUGGAGGUGUCGGUGAAGAGUGAUGUUCCUGCAAUUUCAGACGAUGACACUGCAACAUGGAUGUCAGCUCUGCCAGAGGUUCAAAAAGUUGAAUACCAGGUAUGGCAACUGAUCUUUCUUUCUCCUUCAGGGAGAAAGAAAAUAAUGGUAAGCGACGCAGCCAAACUAGGUUACAGCUUCAAUAAUACACUGGCUCGAGUGUUCCUCCGUGCUCCAUAUUCCACCAAUGAAUCUAAACUUGCAGUGGUUAAUGGUGUGAGUAUGAAUAUAGUCAGUUCCACUUCCAUGUACAAGCAGAGGUGGCUGCUUCUGUUGAUUGACACAACUGUUGCAUGUCCUAUCGAUGGCACCAGCUUCACUGAUACUGCUAUAACUUGGACUGUGCCAAGCAUUAUCCCUACAUUAGUGCCGCAAGAACCCACCUUCGUGUCCAAAAACAUUUCAGUGGGAGUUGAUGGCCAAAGAAUAAUGCACCCUGAACAGAAUUAUAUUCUGGAACACAACAAGACACACAUUCAAAUGACUAUCCCCAUUGGAGCAGCUGGGGGCAGAUUAAAGGUUAGUGAGAACCUAUCGUAA